Scedosporium apiospermum is the source of this 2289-nucleotide messenger RNA. RefSeq lists its product as uncharacterized. The coding region runs from base 1 to 2289 and encodes 762 amino acids. Gene Ontology annotation, cellular component: cytoplasm; cytosol. Gene Ontology annotation, biological process: ubiquitin-dependent endocytosis. Lineage: Eukaryota; Fungi; Ascomycota; Sordariomycetes; Microascales; Microascaceae. The transcript has 2 exons. The record is from RefSeq and is a predicted model, not a curated record. Gene Ontology annotation, molecular function: protein-macromolecule adaptor activity; ubiquitin protein ligase binding.
AUGACGCGUCCUACUUCUAUGGUCGCGUUGCGACCCCCGUUCAACUAUGGCGCCGCCGAAGGUGCCCGUGGACUACCACGCCAUAGGAUGGCAUCGGCACGGACUCCAAAACCUCAUGUCAACACAGAAGUCAUUCCUAUUCACAAGCCCGUUGCCUCAGGCAGCGGCAUAACGUGUUCGAUUCUUAUGGCCGAGCCUAAUGUGUUUCUAUCCGGAUUCGAUCACGACGGCCGCGCGAGACGAGGGAACCGCCCUUCAGGUACGGCGCUGUUACGCGGAAAACUACAGCUUGUCGUGAGGAAGAACGUCAAAAUAAAGGCCGUUCAGUUGAAGCUAGUCGGGAAGACGAGGACUGAGUGGCCUGAAGGAAUCCCUCCUCUGAGGAUGCAGGAAUGGGAGGAAGAAUCGCUCCGGACACAGGUCCUCACUUUCUUCGACGCUACUAGCGACGGCUGGCAGACCGAGUACGGAAACCAGUGCUCAUUUUCGCUCGAAGAUGGAGCCGCGGAUCCAUCCACCACUCACGUUUCCCUCCGUUCAAUACCGCUCGCCCUUGAUUCUCCACCCUUCUCAAGACGCAGCGGCCUAAGCUCCAAGGAAUUGAAGAGACUUGGCUUGAGGUCUGUACGGGCCCGAAGUUUCGGCCAAGGAGACGCGCCAGUUGCCAGACCUGUCAGCAAUUCCAAGGGUUAUAAGGUCUUCCGUGCCGGCACCUACGAGUACUCGUUCGAACUGCCUAUCGAUCAUCACCAGCUCGAGACGACUAAGCUUCCCUUCGGAUCGGUUAAGUGGGAGCUUCAGGCCACGGUUGAACGCCACGGACCGUUUCGACCAAAUCUCCAUGGCUCCAAGGAGGUGUCCAUUGUGAGGGUCCCUGACCAACUCUCUCUUGAAACGACCGAACCCAUCUCCAUAAGCCGACAGUGGGACGAUCAGCUUCAUUACGAUAUCGUCGUAUCAGGCAAGUCGUUUGCCAUCGGCUCUAAGAUCCCGAUCGCCUUCAAGUUCACGCCACUAGCCAAGGUCCAAGUCUAUAAGAUAAGGGUGUAUUUGGCCGAAUCGAUAGAAUACUUCACAAACAACCGCAUGGUGACUCGUCGCGAACCGGGAAGGAAGAUCUUGCUUCUCGAGAAAACUGCCGGAAAGCCCAUGGACCCUACGCUUGGGGCUGUGCUGAGAACAACGAGCGGUGGCGAAGUUUCUUCGAGGGACCGUAGAUCACCUGCUCGAGAGACAGCUGUGACGAGGGGUUCGACUCGGCGAGGCUCUCCAUCGGCUUCACUGCCCGAGCAGCAGUCGAACAAUCUUUUGGGCGAUCUUGAUCUAGGUUUGGAGAACUUCUGGGGUCCUACGGAAAUCGAGGCAGAAGUUCAAAUUCCAACGUGCGAGAUGAUGAAGAAAGACAACAAUCUUAUCCUCCAUCCGGAUUCUAGCUGGAAAAAUGUAUCAGUCGAUCACUGGAUUAGGAUUGUCAUGCGUGUUUCUCGAGCCGAUCCCGAAGACCCUACAGGAAUUAAGCGCCGACACUUCGAGAUUAGCAUCGACUCGCCUGUCACCCUUCUCAACUGCCGCGCUACGCAGGCGAACACGAUCCUCCCCGAGUAUAGCGGAUUUGAUCGAGCUUCCUCGUACGUCCAGCGCGCCUGUGGAUGUGCCGACUCGGCGUCGCUCUCUCUUGGGGAUGAGCACGUGCCCAUCUCUCCACGAUUCCCCGUCGUGGAGACCCGAGUCCGCAAUCCCAACGGCAGAGCACGGCCACAUUCCGCUAUUGAACCGAUGGCCCACUCCCGUCCUAUCCACCUCAUCCGUGUGCCAUCGUUUGGCCCUCCGGACUUCGAUGCGGAUGAGCCACCCCCGCCUGUAGAUGAUCAUCUUAACAGCAUCGACGCCAGCUCUAUUCUCACACCACCGCCACGAUAUGAUACCAUCAUUGGCACCCCUAGCGUAGACGGACUUGCAGACUACUUUACACGUCUGGCAGCAUAUAGCUACAACAGACGGACAUCCGAUGAUGAUGUUGCCGUGGAGGAGGAUGAAGAAGAAAGCCCGGAGGAAGACGAUGAUGAUUCAGACAGCGACGACACGACGUUGGCCAUGGUCGGCCCAACCCGCCUCACCGAGCGAACUGGACGCGUUAAUGUCGUGAACCCCAGGACUCCGGGCGGCGGUCGGGUCCCAAGUAGGAGCUUGGAGAUUACGAGGCCCGCCGUGGACUUUAUUCUUGGGGAGCCGCCGCAGCGAGGAAAGGCGACUGGCGAAAGGGGCACAGCGGCCCCUUUAAACGAGUGA